UCCAAAUUCCAAAGUCAAUCAAUUUAAUUAUUAUCAUUUCGUCUCCUUCAAUAUUCAAUCUUUUUCACUCAAAUUCAUUUUUUGUGCACUAGCUCGUUUUUAAAUUCUUGUUUCUUAAUAAUGGGGAACCAACUUUGCAAAAGAGGAAAAUUAUCAAGGUGGACGAAAAGGCCAACCGGUUUUGUUCAUGAUCAUCAAACUUUGCCAUCUGAGAUUGGGAUAAGAACUGUGAGUGUGGAUAAAGCUUGUAACUUCUCCACCACUUCAAAUCUUUGCAUCUCCAUAGUUACUUGGAAUAUGAAUGGUCAGGUUUCGUUUGAAGAUUUAGCAGAUAUGGUUGGUAGCAACCGCGAUUUCGAUCUUCUAGUUGUUGGCUUGCAAGAAGCUCCAAGAAAAAAUGUUGCAACUAUGCUUUUAGCAGCUUUGGAUGAAAGUCACACGCUGAUAGGUAAAGUUGCCAUGCAAUCUUUGCAGUUGUAUCUGUUUGGACGAAAGAAUGCAGGAUCAUUCAUUGAAGAAUUACAGGUGGACAAAGAAUCUGUUGGAGGGUGUGGAGGAAUAAUUGGAAGAAAGAAAGGGGCUGUAGCAAUCCGUAUUAACUACAAUGGCAUAAGUUUGGUGUUCAUCUCGUGCCACCUUUCCGCUCAUAGUCGCAAUGUGGAAGAAAGAAAUUAUGAAUGCAGACAUAUAUCACACUCCCUCUUCUCCAAGAUUUUGAACCCAAAUUCUAGACCGGCCCAUAUGAUUGUUUGGCUAGGAGAUCUUAACUAUAGGCUUCAAGGGAUUGAUACACAUCCUGCAAGGAACCUAAUAGACAAAGAUCUUCACCAUAAGCUGCAUGGUAAUGAUCAACUCUUGCAACAAGCUGGAGAAGGACAAAUUUUCAAUGGAUUUUGUGAGGGGACAUUGACAUUCAAGCCAACAUAUAAGUAUAAUAAAGGAAGUAGCAAUUAUGAUACAAGUCAUAAGGUUAGAGUACCAGCAUGGACAGAUCGUAUACUAUUCAAGAUAGAAGACACAUACAACGUGGAAGCAAAUCUACGUUCCUACGAGUCCUUAGAUGAAAUAUACGGUUCAGAUCAUAAACCAGUAAAGGCACAAAUCUGCUUAAGACUUCCUCAAACUCAAUCCAAUUAAUUGUAGUGAACCCUUACGUCUAAAUUACAAUAUUUUUUUUUGUAAAUUAUUGUAUUAUAUAUAGUCAGUCAAAUGCAAAAAAAAAAAAAAAAAGAAGAAA
Messenger RNA from Trifolium pratense (red clover), 1237 nucleotides. Its product is annotated as type IV inositol polyphosphate 5-phosphatase 11. Gene Ontology annotation, cellular component: plasma membrane. Lineage: Eukaryota; Viridiplantae; Streptophyta; Magnoliopsida; Fabales; Fabaceae. The transcript is spliced from 8 exons. The record is from RefSeq and is a predicted model, not a curated record. Gene Ontology annotation, biological process: phosphatidylinositol dephosphorylation; response to salt stress; response to jasmonic acid. Gene Ontology annotation, molecular function: phosphatidylinositol-3,4,5-trisphosphate 5-phosphatase activity; phosphatidylinositol-3,5-bisphosphate 5-phosphatase activity. The coding region runs from base 121 to 1137 and encodes 338 amino acids.